Messenger RNA from Bacillus rossius redtenbacheri, 2065 nucleotides. It is a transcript of the gene m, whose product is annotated as cuticlin-1. NCBI's taxonomy places the organism in Eukaryota, Metazoa, Arthropoda, Insecta, Phasmatodea, Bacillidae. The coding region runs from base 443 to 2065 and encodes 540 amino acids. The record is from RefSeq and is a predicted model, not a curated record. The transcript has 8 exons.
CGUCCUUGAACACGCCGACGGAUAAUAAAAAAAUAAAAAAAAUAACCACCAUUUUUCUAAACCGCGCCGCCGGGACCAUGCCUCCGCCCAGCUGGUUGUUCGCCGAGGAGAAACCCGCCAAUCAGAGAGCUUGAGAACGUACCUCCCGGUCACCGGACGCCGCGUACAACGGGCAGCGGAGAAACGGCCGCCGCGUGUGUGUGUUGUGUGUUGUUGUGUUUGACUACUGGAUAGAUCUCGAUUGGUAAAAAUAAUAAACACGUGUAUCUUCCGUCGGUAGGAAGAGAAGGCGACGCGUGGUGUGUCGGGAGUCCGCCGUCGGGGACCAUGAGUCGCCCUUCCGGACAUCGGUGACGUCACAGGCCGCGUAUAGCGACACCCGCCGACAGCCGCCCCAUCGCCGAAACCCGCGCCGACGAGGUGCUGCGGUACCGCCAGGGACAUGAGGACGGGUCGCUCCAAGAUGGCGGCCGUCUGGAGGCUGGUCGGCUGCGCUCUGGCCUGCACGGUGGCGACCCUGGCGACGGGCAGCGGCGACAUCUGGCCGCUGGAGCGCCCCGACGGCAUGCCAGCCAUCCAGUCCUUGGAGGUGAUGUGCGGCAAGGACCACAUGGACGUGCACCUCAGCUUCACGCACCCCUUCGAGGGCAUCGUGUCGUCCAAGGGCCAGCACGCCGACCCGCGCUGCACCUACGUGCCGCCCUCCACGGGCCGCACCUUCUUCUCGUUCCGCAUCGCGUACGCGCGCUGCGGCACCAAGCCGGACCUGCACGGCCAGUUCUACGAGAACACCGUCGUCGUGCAGUACGACAAGGACCUGCUCGAGGUGUGGGACGAGGCCAAGCGGCUGCGCUGCGAGUGGUUCAACGACUACGAGAAGACGGCGUCCAAGCCGCCCAUGGUCAUCGCCGACCUGGACGUCGUGCAGCUCGACUUCAGGGGCGACAACGUGGACUGCUGGAUGGAGAUCCAGCACGGCAAGGGGCCCUGGGCGCCUCCCGUCAGCGGCAUCGUGCCUCUGGGGUCGACGCUCACCCUGGUAGUCGCCAUCAAUGACCACCGAGGGGAGUUCGACAUGCGCGUGAAGGCGUGCGCGGCGUCCGACGGCGGCGACCACGUGAUCCGGCUGUCGGACGAGCAGGGCUGCGUGCUGCGGCCCAAGAUGAUCAGCCGCUUCCUGAAGGCGCGCGCCGCGGACGAGCGCGCCUCCGUCAUCACGUACGCCUUCUUCCACGCCUUCAAGUUCCCCGACGCGCUCAGCGUGCACAUCAAGUGCAAGGUGGAGAUAUGCCGGCGCGGCUGCCUGGACCACUGCCAGGGCACCGCGCAUGCGCACUACGGCCCUCUGGACAGACAGGACAUGCCCGCCUCCACGCCAGCAGGCCGCGACCCCAGUGACGUGCUGAUCUACGACGAGCUGGUCCAGGACGCCGGCCCCGGGCCCGCCCCCGAGGUCGCCGGCCCCCCGGGGCCCGCCCCCGCCGCCCCCCUAGCCGCCGCCAGCGUCGACAUCCACGACGACGAUGACGGCGUCCGGCCGCUGCAGGAGCAGCCGCGGCCGGGCCACCGCGACGGCCAGGAGCGCUUCCCGCACGGGCCUCGACGUCUGGACGCCUCCGAGCCGGCCCGUGGUCGCCGGCGACGCAGCGUCCCCUCAGCCCGCAGCGCCGACGUCGGCGUCAGCGGCCUGUACGAGGUCAUCUCCGAGGCGGACCUGGCCUUCGUGCCCGACGGCCGCGGCGAGGCGGUGACGGUCUUCCAGGGCCGCGCGGAGGAGGUGGUGUACGGCAUCUGCCUGCCGGUGCCCGGCUUCAGCGCGCUCUUCGCGCUGGCGGCCGUGUCCGCGGUCGCCUCGGCGCUCGUGGCCGGCUCGCUGCUCUACCGCUACCAGCUGCAGCGCGAGCAGCAGCAGCUGGCGCAGCUGCAGCUGCAGCGGCGGCGGCGGCGCGGGGCCGCGGGGGCAGGCGCGCCGCCCAACGCCUCCUUCGCCGGCUGGAUGGCGCUCAGGCUGCUGGGGUCGAGGACCGCCGCCCGCCCCCCCUGCCCCGCCCCCGGGGGCAACUGA